Alternaria rosae is the source of this 2136-nucleotide messenger RNA. RefSeq lists its product as uncharacterized. The record is from RefSeq and is a predicted model, not a curated record. The coding region runs from base 1 to 2136 and encodes 711 amino acids. The transcript has 6 exons. Lineage: Eukaryota; Fungi; Ascomycota; Dothideomycetes; Pleosporales; Pleosporaceae.
AUGACGAUACUCGGGCUGCCCAAGCAUGCAGCGGAGAAGCACUUAGGGUCUCGUUUCACUGGGUGGCGAUUCGGCGUGCUGAACUUCGCGAUCUGGGCUACAGUCGUAUUCGUCAUGAACUUCGUGGGCAUGAUAUUAGGUUUUGCUGCCACCUCCGGCUCCAAAGGUGUCUUCUUCGAUGGGGAUUGCGAUCGCGUCGAAACGCUCAAUACAGGCCUCCAUUUAGGCAUCAACAUUCUGAGUACGAUCCUUCUCGCUGGGAGCAACUAUACGAUGCAAUGUCUGUCUGCACCCACGAGAAGCGAUAUUGAUGCUGCCCAUGGGCGCAAGCCUGGUAUGUACCUCGAUAUCGGUGUACCUAGCAUACGCAACCUCGGACAUAUCAGCCGGCGCAGAACCGUUCUAUGGGCGGCACUGGCGCUCUCAUCCCUGCCGUUACAUCUCCUUUACAAUUCUGCGGUGUUUGGUUCAGUUUCUUCGAAUAGCUACUAUGUCUUCUCUGUCGGCCGAGGGUUUCUGGACGGUGAACAAUGCUUGAACUGCGGAGAACAAAACAAUCCGGAUAUCGGUUACUCGUUUAGAGACGGAAAGCCGAGGGUAACAUGGCUUAAUACUAAACCCGGCGAAAUCCCAUCCGUACUUGAAAGCCUUUGGAACAAGGCACGUGCCGGCCAACUCGAACGGCUUGAGCGCAGCAGUUGCAUCGACCUAUAUGCCACAAGCAUACAAUCCAACCGACGAAAUCUUCUUCUGGUUCACGACGAUCGCUCAUUCCCUCCGCCAACGGAGAACCAAUUCAUAAAUGGGUCGCACGUCUACUGGGCUGGCGAGUUCAACGCGUUUUACGCGGCGGAUACUUACCAAGCUACUCAUCAAUACGACUGGAUAUGCUCCGCUUCGCACGACGUACUGACACCAUGCUCAGUCAGAUUUAAGGAUGCUAAACAGCAAGUUGAAUGGCGGGUUGGGUGGCUCUGUGAUGGUGAUAGUCGUUGUGACUUGUCACGUUCGGCGGUGGAAUAUUGCCUGAGCGAGCCGGCUCCACAAUACUGCAAACUUCAUUUCGAGCCUACUAUCACAACUAUCAUCACGAUUCUCAACCUCUUCAAAGCAGGUCUCAUGUUCUACGUUGCCUUUUCUGUUCAAGAUGAGCCGCUCAUGACCAUGGGCGACGCCGUCGCCUCAUUUCUAGAAAACGAGGAUCUCACAACGAAGAACAUGUGUUUGUCUACUCAAGUCGACUUUCGAAACCGCACAGGAUACCAGGUUGGACCACGACAAUGGACUAACGAGAGAUUUCGCUGGAAAGACGUGACCAGUACAUCGCGCAAAAUCAUCACUGUAGUUAUAUUUCUACUGGCCCUAAUUACAGUGAUGGUCUUGCUCAAGAUUGGAAUCGACAAUCUACCCAGUGACACUAAUUUCGAUGAAUUUGCACUUGGUGCUGUAGAUCCUCGCACAUCCAUCAUGUAUAUGCCAGCGGAUUUGAUCAGCAAUGCCAUUAUCGCCAACACGCCUCAGCUGGUCCUCUCCGUUCUUUACUUCUCCUACAAUGGUCUCUUCACCGCCAUGCUCAUGGGAUACGAAUGGAUAUCUUAUGCACGCAAGCGCAAGGGUCUCCGUGUAACUCGUCAACCAUCCGGUGCCCAACGGUCGACAUACUUCCUUUCGCUACCCUAUCGCUUCGGUAUACCUCUUAUGGUUGUUAGUGGUAUACUGCACUGGCUAGUUUCGCAAAGCAUUUUCUUGAUUGCCAUCGACUUCUACGAUGCUUUUGGCAAUCCGGCAGCUAGACCGCCACCAGGAAACAUCGCGUGGGACUACAAAACUUUGGGUUACUCUCCGUCAGGCGCUAUUGCAGUGUUAGUGCUGGGUGGACUUUUGGUCAUCAGUAUAAUUACUGCGGGAUACAUACCAUAUAAGCGCGGUAUGCCACUUGCGGGUAGCUGCAGUAUGGCCAUUAGCGCAGCUUGUCAUCCGAUAGAGCAAGUUGAUGGCUGUGAGGAUAUUGCCGAGAAGAAGCUGCAGUGGGGCGUAGCCAAUACGGGCGUUGACGGGAUAGGGCAUUGCGCCUUUUCGGCAGAGGAGGUGGGGGUAGUAGUGGCAGGUAAAAUCUACGGCGGGCAUGCGCCAUAG